UUGACGAACCCACGAUCAGGGGAAAGGGUCAGAGAGGCACUUCGACAAGCAGCUGCUGCACGUUUCGCCAGUCUUCAACCCCAACUUUGGCUUGAGCUACCAUUUUAAACACUUGGCUCGGUCUUGUUUUAUUUCCUGUGGAUAGUUACGGUUGACAGUUGCGUGUCGUCAUCAUUGAAGAACGAUUCUUUUUUAUUUUUUUUACCACAUUCUCAAAGUAACGGGCGGCGGAGAACCUCAGCUAGCGGCGGCUAUCACUAGGCUAGCAGGCUAACGUUAGCUAACGUUAGCUAGCGACCUGGCUAGCUGCACACGAGCUGAGCACUGCUCGGUGGGGAGGAGGGGGGGGCGGCGGCUUGCCUACAGUGUCGUUUGAUGGAUCCAAGAAUCGCCUGGUUUCAACCAGAACAGCGUGGACCCGCGAACAACCUGUGGAUGCAAAUUUGGGAGACGACUCAAGGGCUCGGCUACCUGCACGUAAAUAACAGCUACAUCACUGGAUCUCAGAACACGUCGAGCCUGAAAGCGAUCGUCAACGGGGCGUCGGGUGCACUCCUCGCCGGCAGAAACGUUGCACUUGAUACGAACAACACCGGCGGCGACGAAGCCAGGACUCAGACCGUGUCGUACCCGAUGGCGAACCGGGAAUUAACGGCACAGCGGGACUUUUUACCACUGGAAACCAACUGCAACCACCACAACAACCGAGCCGGCGGCAGGGGCGGUGUCGUCGGAGGGAGGCAGCAGGGCAGCGAUGUGCUUUCGAGGUGGCCGGCUGACGGUCACCCCAACAAAAGAAAAAGAGACAACAAGGCCAGCACUUUCGGAUUAAAUUCUAGCCUCUUGAACGGCAGCGUCCCCGGCUCCAACACGGGAGCCUACGAGGGCUACUCGGGCACACCGUGGAAAGAAAGGACGUACUCGGAAGGAAUCGUCGGGUUACACGAGGAGGUCAAAGACUUCUAUAAGUACAUCUCCCCGCGGGCGGAGGAGGAGAAGAUGAGAGCGGAGGUGGUGGAGAGAAUAAAGCGAGUCAUCUACGACCUGUGGCCCAGCGCUGAGGUCCAAGUCUUUGGAAGUUUCAGCACUGGUCUUUAUCUGCCAACAAGCGACAUUGACUUGGUGGUUUUCGGGAAGUGGGGGACCCUCCCACUGUGGACGCUGGAAGAGGCUCUCCGGAAAAGGAAAAUCGCAGAUGAGAACUCCAUCAAAGUUCUGGACAAAGCCACGGUUCCCAUCAUCAAACUGAGAGACUCCAUCACUGACGUCAAAGUGGACAUCAGCUUCAACGUGAAAAAUGGUGUCGAAGCUGCCCGGCUCAUCAAGGAUUACAAAGAGAAAUACCCCGUGCUGCCUUACCUGGUCCUGGUGCUGAAGCAGUUCCUACUGCAGAGGGACCUCAAUGAGGUGUUUACCGGCGGGAUUGGCUCCUACAGUGUCUUCCUCAUGGCUGUCAGCUUCCUGCAGCUUCACUACCGGGAGGACGUGUGCAGCCCCAACAUCAACAUCGGCGUCCUGCUCAUCGAAUUCUUCGAGCUCUACGGCCGCCACUUCAACUACCUGAAAACGGGCAUCAGGAUAAAAGACGGAGGCUGCUACGUUGCCAAAGACGACGUUCAGAGGAACAUGGACGGAUACAGGCCCUCCAUGCUCUACAUCGAGGACCCGCUGCAGCCGGAUAACGACGUCGGUCGGAGUUCAUACGGCGCCAUGCAGGUGAAGCAGGCCUUUGACUACGCCUACGUGGUGCUCAGCCACGCCGUGUCACCCAUCGCCAAGUACUAUCCCAACAACGAGGCGGAGAGCGUGCUCGGCCGAAUAAUCCGGGUAACCCAGGAAGUGGACGAGUACAGGGAAUGGAUCAAGAAGAACUGGGGGAGUCAGAACGACGUGCCACUCAACAGAAAUGACGUCACGCUGUUUGAGUCCCAGCAGCUUGAUGAGCGCAACAACAACGUUCCAGACGACGACGACGACGAUGACGUAGUAGUUCUACCGUCUGCCCCCCGCAGCAAAACCUCCUCCAAUUCCUCCUCUCCGUCGCCCUCAUUGCGCUCCUCCUCCUCUCCACUGUCGCCUUCCUCCACAACCACAACCUCCUGCUCCAGCGACGCGGACUCUGAUGGCACGCCGUGUAAGACGGCUAAGCAGCAGCAGCAGCAGCGGCAGUCCGGCCGGGGCUCCAGCGGCCACAGAGAAAAGUCCACCGUUGCCAAUAACAACCGAACACAGAGCCAGGCGAACAGCACUCCGUCUGGAAGCAACAAGGGUGGCAAGGCCAGGACGUCUCGUGCCAACCAUAAGAGCGGCCACCCGGGGCAGCAGAGCUCCACCCCUAGCACCAAAGCGAGCAACAAGCCGCACCACCCGGGCAACAGCAAGAAGAGGAAAAAUGUGCGAGACUCUACACAGGAGGACCUCUGCAGAUAGGGGUGACUUUGCCUCCCCCUCUUUCCCCCCACCCUGGUGCCCCCCCGUCUCUCUCUUCCCGUCCUCGUCUGCAACUGAUUGACUGUGCUGCCGGGACUCCAGCCUCGGGAGGUUGAUAAAAGAGGCUUCUAAGAAAAAACAUCCACAGUAUCUGUCUCGCUGUCAAAGCUUUUCGGGGUGACAAAGCAACGAUUUCUUGCGGGACAAAAAAAAAAGAACAAAAAAAGAAUUGUUAUAGGAAAUUAGGUUUAAUUUCUUGAACUUUGAACUGAAAUCACAAUGGCUCUCACGGAGCUCAUUUGCUUCUCAACGGCUUCUUUUACGGAGGGGUGUUCCUUCUUGCAGCCAGCAUCUACACACAUGCCUCUUGCGCCUCCUGCUGUUCAGGAAUAGACAUGGCCGGGAUCUGGAAUCGACUGCAGCAGCAAUACCUGGAAAAUAGGAUGAGAAAUUUUAUCCCCCAAAAAAAGAAGAAAAAGACAAAAUCGAAAAAUGUUGAUCUGCAGACAAACAUGUACACAGAUUUUCUUAAGAUGGUAACAUACAAAUGCAAUCAGUAAGAGUGGGACAUAACUUAUGCAUGGGAUUUUGUUGUUGUUGUUGGGUGAUUCCUUUUUUCUGUUGGUUUGAUCUGUUUUGAUAUGUCUCAACAGGUUAUACAAAGAUUUGUACAAAAAAAACACAUAAGCAAAAAAAAGUUUAAAAAAAAAAGAUAAGUAAAAAGAAAAUGUUUUCAUAUGACCUUUUUACAAGAUAUGCCGAUCGAAGACAUGUAAACGUGCACAUCGUGUGCCCUCAGUUUUUCUUGGCCUAAGCCAAGAGCUGGUCCGGGGGUCCCAUUGCCAACAUAAUCAUCAGCAUCUACUUUUACUUCCGGUUGCUCUCUGUGUGCGCCAGUGUUAACGUCUAGCCUCCAGCGAGCCCUAAUAGACGACUGGAUGGAGUCUAAUCCCACCCAGCUCAAUAGCACAGCCACACCAGUUUAGGGACUUUAGGAGGUUUAAAUUAAUACGGGGAGGUUGGGGAAGGGGGGGGGGGGCUUAUUGGUUUUAUCGAGAAAUCCUACACUUGAAAAAGAAAUGUGUUAACAAUACAACUGUGGGUGAUGAUCAGUUACUUUGGUAAUUUACCCACUGCAAAAUAAUUUGUAUUUGUUAAAUGUAUUUAUUUUUUUAUUAAUUAUGAGCAUAAUAUGGAUACAUAUAAAAUUAACAUUAGAGCCCAUAUCUUUGAGUCCUAUAUUUGAAGCUGCAUAUAUUGCGAGAAGGGUCUGGUGCAAACAGUUAUUUUCAGGUACAGUACAAUUAUCACCUUGUGUUAUUUCAUUGGGUUGUUUUUUGUUUUGUUUUUUUCAGUGACCGUUGAGUGACCAAGUUACUUUGAGACCAUUUUACAAGUCCUACAGUGCGAAAUUGUUUUAAUAUGUGGCUGGUCUCCUUACCUUAAAAGGGAGCUGAAUUUUUUUUUUAUUGUUUUAUAAACUCAUAGAAACAAACACUUGUUAAAUAUGUCAACCUCCCCUCUAUCGUUGCAGUACAACCACUAACCGCUAGAUGGAGUCAUUGCUCUCAGUCGGAACCCACAGAGUUUGGGCUUGAAUAUACUGCAUUUGGAAGUUUCAUCUCUGCGAUGUUUUUGUCAUCGAUUAUUCCGAUAUUUGGACUUGAUGAGCAGCUACACAUAGAAGUAAAAAAAACAACAAAAAACCUUUCGAGUGCUUGCUCGAGAGAGACCCACACCAAAGCACACCACAAUCCUCUCUACUACAAUACAAAGUAGCCAGCAAUAACCACCAUCUUUCCUGAUCGCUCUUAUUUCCCCACAUUGAGGCCCGCAGCCACGGACCGACCCGCUGACCUCUGAGCGCCCUCAGUCUUCCGUGCGAGGACGGCGAAAGCACACCUGAUGAAGUCCACGCACUAACUGAAGGCCGAGUACACCUGACGCCCCGCUUCUCCCCUCUCUAAGCGUCACAGUUCGCAGGUUGUAAAUGCAGUUUGUGACCGCGGGUCUUUGUGGUAGACGGAGGAAGGUAAAAAAAAAAAAACCGUGCCAUUUGAAUGUCCACUGACCAUCUCUGUUAACUGCGGGGGGGCUUCAGACCCUUCGACCCCUCACUGUACCCACCGGAAAAACGUUGUUUAUCUGCAGCUGCUACAAGUCAUGCAAUAAAAAAAAAGCUGUACCAUUAAA
This is a messenger RNA of Gasterosteus aculeatus aculeatus (three-spined stickleback), 4623 nucleotides long. RefSeq names its product terminal nucleotidyltransferase 4B (gene tent4b). Gene Ontology annotation, cellular component: nucleolus; TRAMP complex. Gene Ontology annotation, biological process: RNA 3'-end processing; polyadenylation-dependent ncRNA catabolic process. The record is from RefSeq and is a predicted model, not a curated record. Gene Ontology annotation, molecular function: poly(A) RNA polymerase activity; mRNA binding. Lineage: Eukaryota; Metazoa; Chordata; Actinopteri; Perciformes; Gasterosteidae.